Messenger RNA from Lycium ferocissimum, 2207 nucleotides. Its product is annotated as protein VAPYRIN-like. Gene Ontology annotation, molecular function: protein binding. The coding region runs from base 135 to 1760 and encodes 541 amino acids. The transcript is spliced from 3 exons. NCBI's taxonomy places the organism in Eukaryota, Viridiplantae, Streptophyta, Magnoliopsida, Solanales, Solanaceae. The record is from RefSeq and is a predicted model, not a curated record.
UCACUAUUCCACCAAUUCCUUUUUCCUUCUCCAAAAUCCAUGCAGGAGCAAGGACAUUCAUGUGUACAUACUUCACAUGUAUCUGUCGAACGUGAUUAUUUCUAAUCUUGUCUAAUUUUAUACGAGCAUAGGUCAUGGAUAGACUAUUAAGCUUAGAGCCAACGAAUUUGGUGACGGUACGACUUGAACCAGGCCAGAAGUGUUCAGGUGAGUUAACUCUCCGGAACGUCAUGUACACCAUGCCUGUGGCGUUCCGGCUACAGCCAGUAAACAAGACACGUUACACGAUCCGCCCGCAAUCGGGCAUCAUCUCUCCACUAACAACAAUCACCUUGGAGAUAAUUUACCAUCUCCCUCCAAACACAACUCUCCCAAACACUUUCCCUCACUCUGAUGAUUCAUUCCUCUUGCAUAGUGUUGUUGCCCCAGGGGCAGCUAUUAACAAUAAGGCCACUUCUCCAACUUUACUAGACAUGGUCCCAAGUGAUUGGUUCACUACAAAGAAAAAACAAGUUUUCAUAGAUAGUGCAAUUAAAAUCAUGUUUGUUGGUUCCCCUGUUUUGUGCUAUCUAGUGAAAAAAGGCUAUAUGGAUGAAAUUAGAGAAGUGUUAGAAAAAAGUGAUCCUAAUUGCAAACCAGCUGAUUCAGUUGACUUUGAAGGUCAAACAUUACUUCACUUGGCUAUUUCACAAAGCAGGCCUGAUUUAGUCCAAUUACUACUUGAAUUUGGGCCUAACAUAGAGGCCCAUAGUAAAUCAUGUUCAAGCCCACUUGAAGCAGCAGCAGCAUUAGGAGAAUCACUAAUUGUUGAACUUUUAUUAGCCAAAAAGGCUAAAACUGAGAGAACAGAGUACUCUGCUUCUGGCCCAAUACAUCUUGCUGCAGGAAAUGGCCAUUUGGAAGUACUAAAAUUGCUCUUGCUCAACGGGGCUGAUGUGAAUGCACUAACUAAAGACGGCAACACGGCUUUGCACAUUGCUGUGGAGGAAAGGAGAAGAGAUUGUGCUCGGGUUUUGUUGGCGAGUGGCGUGAGAAUCGAUGAGCGAAAUGCGGUGAAUUGGGAGACGGCUUUGCAUAUUGCAGCAGGAUUGGGAGAUGAACAUAUGGUUCGUGUUUUGAUUCAAAAGGGAGCUGAGAAAAAUGUACGUAAUAAGUAUGGGAAAACGGCUUAUGAUGUUGCUGCUGAGCAGGGACACAACAAACUGUUCGACGCCCUCCGUUUAGGCGACAACCUAUGUGUGGCGGCUCGAAAAGGAGAGGUAAGAACCAUCCAGCGGCUCCUAGAAAACGGAGCCAGCAUCAACGGACGUGACCAACACGGAUGGACAGCAUUACACAGGGCAAGUUUCAAGGGACGAAUAGAAGUUGUAAAGGCAUUAAUAGAAAAUGGAAUUGAUGUAAAUGCACGAGAUGAAGAUGGAUAUAGUGCCUUGCACUGUGCAGUUGAAGCUGGCCAUGUUGAUGUAGUUGAAUUGCUAGUUAAAAAAGGUGCAGAUAUUGAGUCAAGAACUAGUAAAGGGAUUAGUCCAUUGCAAAUUGCAGAGUCGUUAAAGUAUUCGGGGUUGACUAGGAUACUCAUGCAAGGAAGUGGAGCAAAAGAACAAUUUGGGGCGAAAUUGGAGACAAAUUUCGCGAAAUCAUAUGGUAAAUUGGCUAAAGAUGAAGAAAUUGGAACAGUCAAGAAGAGAUCUCAUGUUAAUAAAUCAUCCAGAGGUCGGAGAAGUAGCUUUGAUAGGACUGUUCCAUUGGUUGUGGGGUGAUUAAUUUUCUUGUUGAUACAGGCGAUCAGUGUAGUUUUUAUAAAACAGCAAUUUGGUGGACUAAGCUCUUAUUAUCUUGCAAGGUGAUAAGCGUAAUAUUUGGCUAGUGAAGUUUUCCUAAAGAGUCUAGGAUUCGUCGAGUCAUCAAUAGUAAAUUGUUAAUAAAUCAAGAGUUCAAAGGAGUAGCUUUGAUAGAACUAUUUCAUUUGCUUGUUGAUUGUGUGAUCAGCGUACGUAUAUCUUAUAAAAGAGCAGCUCGCUGCACUAAAUUCUUAUUAUGCUACGAUGUGGCUAGUGAAAAUUUCCUGAAGAGUCUAGAAUUGGUCGAGUCAUAGGUAGUAAAUUGUAUAAGUUAGGUUUUAAUAAUUGUAAUUUGUUGUGUUCCACCAAAUAUUAUCUUCCACUUUUCUUGUAUUUUUGUUGAACCUUUCAAGUGAAGUUUUUAAG